This is a messenger RNA of Fraxinus pennsylvanica, 615 nucleotides long. Lineage: Eukaryota; Viridiplantae; Streptophyta; Magnoliopsida; Lamiales; Oleaceae. The record is from the annotation of a GenBank genome assembly.
AUGGGUAGGAGAGAGGAAGCUAUUGGUAAUCUUAGGAAGUCUUUAGAGAUUAAAGAAAUGACUCUGGAAGAAGAUAGUAGAGAACUUUGGAAGGCUAAUAGGGAUGUCGCAGAGGCAUAUGUGGCUGUUCUGAAUUUUAAGGAGGCACUUCCGUUUUGCUUGAAUGCAAUAGAAAUACGUAAAACGCAGUUGGGGCAUAACUCGGUGGAGGUUUCCCAUGAUAGGAGGCUUCUUGGAGUUAUUUAUACUGGAUUAGAGGAGCAUGAGAAGGCGUUGGAGCAGAAUCAAUUGUCACGGAGAGUUUUGAAGAGCUGGGGUCGUAGUUCAGAUUUGCUUCAUGCUGACAUUGAUUCGGCCAGCAUGCAAAUUGCCUUGGGGAGGUAUGACGAGGCUAUUAAUACUUUGAAGGGCGUUGUUCAGCAGACUGACAAAGAGAGUGAGGAUCGAGCUAUGGUCUUUACUUCCAUGGCCAAAGCUUUGUGUAAUCAGGAGAAGUUUGCAGACUCAAAGAGGUGUCUUGAGUUGCCUGUGGAAUUCUCGACAAGAAAGAAAGCUCUUCACCUCUCAAUGUUGCUGAGGCAUUUAUGGAAAUUUCUAUGCAGUAUGAGACUAUGA